AUGCAUUUACGGUCGCUUCUGUCCCUCGUGUCUCUCCUCAGUGUCGGCAUUGCGGCCUCACUCGAUGUAAGCGCGGCAAAACGCCAAUCGACCGCAUGCAACAACUCCCCUUCCCUAUGCUCGAAACCCUACAAUAGUGUCGUCCACCUGGGUGCCCACGACUCACCUUUUGUCCGAGAUGCCUCUACCGGCUUUUCGACGUCGGGAAACCAAUACUACAAUUCGACGGUACAACUCUCGGCGGGUGUCCGUCUGCUUUCUGCCCAAGUCCACCAGUCGAACGGGGAAUACCACUUGUGCCAUUCUUCCUGCGAUCUGUUGGAUGCGGGGGUUUUAUCAGACUGGCUGGAAGAACUCAAGACGUGGCUGGACAAUAAUCCGAAUGAAGUCGUGACCAUUCUCCUGGUCAACUCGGACAAUGCCACGCCGGAGGAGUUGGGGGCACAUUUCACAACGGCAGAGAUCACGGAUUAUGCCUACGUCCCUCCUUCGACAAGCACGCCCCCUUCGUCGGGUGCCUGGCCAACUCUGCAAGAGCUGAUCACAGCCAACAAGAGACUUCUCGUCUUUGUGGCCUCCCUCUCGAACCCUGCGUCUAUUCCGACUCAAUAUGCCUACCUCAUGGACGAGUUUACCUUUAUUUUCGAAAACUCCUUCGACAACAGCUCGCCCAGUAACUUCAGCUGCCUGCCAGACCGACCGACAGUUGUUCAAGGAAAUUCGCAAGCGGCCAUCGCCUCCAAUCGGAUGGGUUUGAUGAACCACUUCCUCUACGUCGAAGGCCUGUUCGAUAUCCAGACUCCCAACGUGGACAACAUCACCACCACCAACGCGCCUGGCAGCAACGUUGGGAAUCUCGGAUACAGCCUGUCCCAAUGUAACUCGGCGUACGGCAAACCGCCCACGUUCACCCUCGUCGACUUCUUCGACGAAGGCCCCGCCAUCGCCGCCGUCGACGCCAUGAACGGUGUCACCGACCCUGUGGGCCGCACCCCCGUGCCCCCAAAAGAUUCCAAGGGGAGCUCCGAUCGCAGCGAAUCGAGUUUUCAGGGAGUGACGGACCUUGUCAAUGAAGUCAAGGACGGGAAGAAACCAAAACUGGCCGCCUGGAUCUGGGCUGCUGGGCAGUGGACGUUCGGCGGCAUUAAUCUGAGUGGUGGCAACGUCUUCCAGAAAUAA
Fonsecaea nubica is the source of this 1179-nucleotide messenger RNA. RefSeq lists its product as hypothetical. Gene Ontology annotation, biological process: lipid metabolic process. Bases 1 to 1179 code for a protein of 392 amino acids. Lineage: Eukaryota; Fungi; Ascomycota; Eurotiomycetes; Chaetothyriales; Herpotrichiellaceae. The record is from RefSeq and is a predicted model, not a curated record. Gene Ontology annotation, molecular function: phosphoric diester hydrolase activity. The transcript has a single exon.